Messenger RNA from Leishmania major strain Friedlin, 1557 nucleotides. RefSeq lists its product as hypothetical. The transcript has a single exon. The coding region runs from base 1 to 1557 and encodes 518 amino acids. NCBI's taxonomy places the organism in Eukaryota, Euglenozoa, Kinetoplastea, Trypanosomatida, Trypanosomatidae. The record is from RefSeq and is a predicted model, not a curated record.
AUGCCAAUUAUUAAAAGCCGUGUCCAUGCCGAUGAACUCCAUGCGGCGAAGAACGCGCUCACCGCUGCCAAUCGCGAGGCCGACGCGCUGCACCAGCAGGUGCUCGAACAGCGCGCGCAACUCGACCAGCGUGCUCAGCAAAACGCGAGGCUUGCUGCGGAGCUUGUGGAGGCUGAGACGAAGCUGGAAGAGGCGCACCGCCAGCUCGCCGAGAUGCAGGCACACGCCCAAGUGCGAGAGGAGCACCACCGCGAACAGGUGCACCGCAUGGCGCAGAACUUGCGCACUCUGGAGGAUAUGGUUCAGGCGUCGCGGCGGAGCGAGAGGGAAGGACCGAGUUGGAUGUACCACCGUGGGCAGAGCGCCGGCAACAGUUCCACGGACGACGCAGGCCGGGCUCGGCAGCGUGGGGAGUUGAUCUGCUCCCAAACGAGUGCGGCGUUGCAGCGGCCGCCGGCUGUGCCGACACGAGGCGACAAGGCUGUACGAGAGCAGCACCGCCCGCCGCCUAGCCCCUCUCCGGCGGCAAGUCCACCGAUCUCCGCGCAGGCUUUGUACUGGCAGGAGCAGCUGCUUGACUUCAGUCAGCGUGCGGCCGAGGGCUUUGGCGAAGUGCAGCGACAGCUGCGCCACUGCCUGCCUCCCUCGCCCCCUAGCACCUCGCCUGCGGCCGCAGGCAGUAAUGCACACUCUGACCAGGAACCGCUUGCUACCAGUGCAUCUCCCGUCCCUGAUGCAUAUCGAUGGAGCCGGCAGCUGCGCCGCCUCCACGCACAGUUCGACGAAGUAGUGCAGGCCGACUCGAAGCUCAUCAGCUUCCUGCUCCUCGUGGCGCAGCAACAGGGCCAGCAGAUUCGCACCCUUCAGGAGCGGUGGGCCGAGGCACAGAACACUGUGCGAGAGGCGGAAGCGGUGCUGGACGAAGCGAGCGCGCGAGUGUCCCGUAAUGCACAGGAAUCGGCGGUGUUGCGCCAAGAGUGCGCCGUCCUUACAGAGGCGCAGACAGCCCUGCAGGCGCAGCUCACCAACCGCACCCGCGAGCACCAAGCCGCCGUCGCUGCCCUACAUCGUCUGCAGGAGGCGCACGCGCAACUCACCAACGCUCGCACGAGGCAAGAGGAGAUGUGGACCACGCGCCUGACGCAGGCUGCUGAGCUCCAGCAGCAGGCCAGCAACUACGCACAGAAGCUCGAGGCAGCGUUACUCGAUAAGGAGCAGCUCAUGUCUGCGGCGGCGGCAUCGGCUGAGCAGGGGCUUCGGCGAGAAGUCCUCGAAGCCGCCAAGAAACGUGUGGCGGUGUUUUUGAGACAGCUCAACGCCUCCGUAGAGGAGCUGCACUGCUCUCUAGCAAGUCUCUCCAGCCCACCACCCUCGUUGGCGCCCGCCGCUUCGGCCGUGGCAGGGGGCACCCUGCAGAAGGUGUCGUCGGCCGCCUCGCCGGAGCCCUCCCCGCCAGGGGCGUCCUCAUCGGCAUACUCCGCCUCUCUCUCACCCUUACCACCGUCUUUCAGUCAAUCGCUCCUGUUGCCCGGGAGCUUGACUGCUGCGUCGAUGUAG